Cynara cardunculus var. scolymus (artichoke) is the source of this 3962-nucleotide messenger RNA. RefSeq names its product TMV resistance protein N-like. NCBI's taxonomy places the organism in Eukaryota, Viridiplantae, Streptophyta, Magnoliopsida, Asterales, Asteraceae. The coding region runs from base 432 to 3833 and encodes 1133 amino acids. The transcript has 5 exons. Gene Ontology annotation, biological process: defense response; signal transduction. Gene Ontology annotation, molecular function: protein binding; ADP binding. The record is from RefSeq and is a predicted model, not a curated record.
UCAAGUCUACGCUCUCCUUUCCUUACGUCACUCAGGAAUCUGCCCGCUCAAGCUUUUCAGAUAUGAACCAGAGAUCGAUCUCGAUCCGUGGCUGUGAAUCUCGAUCCAUCUCACAACAAUACGAACCACUCUCUUCACAACAGAGAUCGAUCGAUCUCACAACAGAGGACCGCCUGUGAAUCUCGAUCCAUCUCACAAUAGAUACGAACCACUCUCUUCACAACAGAGAUCGAUCUUUUGUAAGUAAUCCAUUACUUUUACUUGUUUUGCGUUUCUUUUCUUUUUAAAUGCUUGUUUAUUCUUUCACUUUAGUUGAUCUAAGAAAUCCCCAACUGUUAAUCCAUUUUUCUUUUACUCAUCCAUGUUAAAUUCAAAGCUACUCUUUUUUGGUUGAUCUUUACAUUUGUUUAACAUAGCUUUCAUCAUUGAUAAUGGCCACUGCAUCUGUUCAACGACCUUGGUGGACGUAUGAUGUCUUUGUAAGUUUUAGAGGUGAAGAUAUCCGUAAAAGCUUUAUGGAUCAUCUAUUCCAACAUUUUGAACAAAAAGGAAUUCAUGUGUUUAGAGAUGACACAGAUCUCACCCUAGGCGAAAAGAUAUCUCCUAAUCUCGACAAAGUCAUUCAAGAAUCGAGGUUUCUGAUGGUUGUCUUCUCUAAAAAUUAUGCAUCUUCGUCAUGGUGUUUGAGGGAACUUGUAGAAAUCCUCGACUGCAAGGAGGCGAGAGAGCACAAGCAUGAGGUUCGAAUGAUCUUCUAUGACGUGAAGCCUGAUGUGGUGAGGAAACAGACUGGGAGCUAUGCACAAGCGUUUGCCAAACAUGAGAUUUCAAAUAGAGCAGAGGUUGCUAAAUGGAAAGAAGCUUUGUCCAUGGGUGCCAACUUAUCUGGAUGGGAUCUCCAUGACAUGGCAAAUGGGUUUGAGUCCAAAUUCAUUGCUAGCAUCUCCGAAGAAAUCCUAAAAGCAUUAUCUCGUGAACCUUUGCAUGUCGGCCAUAACCUUGUAGGGGUGGAUGCCCGUAUAAAGAAAAUGAACUUGUUACGAUUUGUUCACUCAAACAAGGUUCACAUGAUUGGAAUAUGUGGCAUUGGUGGAAUAGGAAAGACCACUUUUGCCAAAGCCGUUUAUAACCUCAUGUAUAUCCACUUUGAGGAAUGUAGCUUUUUGGAUGAUGUCCAAGGAGCCACAAAACAACAUGGACUAACUCAUGUCAUAAUGCAACUUAUCAACGACAUCAUGAAAACAACRGAUGUGAGGAUAUCCAACAUUGGUCAAGGAAUUAUGGUAAUGAAACAGAGGAUGGCAUCUAGACGGAUCCUACUUGUUGUAGAUGAUGUAGAUCAUCGUGAUCAGUUAGAAGCACUAUCAGGUUCAUGUGAUUGGUUUUUCCCAGGAAGUUUGAUUAUUUUCACUAGUAAAGACAAGCAAUUGCUAAGGUCUCAUAAAGUGGAUGAAAUCUAUGACAUGGAGUUUCUCGAUGAUUUUGAAUCUCUUGAGCUCUUUAGUUUGUAUGCUUUUCAUGAACAACAUCCUACUAAAGACUUUGAAGAACUUGCUUUGCAAGUUGUGCGGUAUGUGAAAGGUCACCCCCUUGCCCUCAAGGUCUUGGGAUCUUUUCUUUACGGAAAAACUGUGAAGGAGUGGAAUAGCGAAUUGGACGAGCUCCAAGUAUAUCCUAAUGAAGAGAUACAACGGGUGCUUCGGUUAAGCUUUGAUGCGUUAAGCCCUCAACAAAAAAACAUCUUCCUUGAUAUUUCAUCUUCAUUCAUUGGUGAAAAUAAAGAUGACGCAACAACUAUACUAGAUGGUUGUAAUUAUCAUACAAAUACAAAUAUCAAAGUUCUAGUUGACAAGUCAUUACUUGUCGUUUCUCGCAUUGGGUUGCUUGAAAUGCAUGACUUGAUCCAAAAGAUGGCAAGGGAAAUUGUACGCGAAGAGUCCAACACCGUUGGGAAGCGAAGCAGGUUGUGGAUUUCAUCGGAGGUGUAUGAUGUAUUGAAUGAAAACGAGGGAACAGAAGCAGUUGAAGUCCUUCACCUUUUGCAAAAGGAAUAUUGUCUGAAGGUUCACAUUGAUGUUAAAGCUUUUGCACAUAUGAAGAAUUUGCGGAUCCUAAAAAUAUGUGAUGAAGAACUCAGACGCCUUCGGCAUGCAUUUGAUUUGAAGUUGUGGAAGGAAUCUAAGGUGAACUACCAUGGGAAGUUGAAAUUUUUAUCAAAUAAGUUAAGGUUACUUUAUUGGCAUGGAUUCCCUUUCAAGUGCUUCCCUUCAGAUUUCUAUCCAGAAAACAUUGUUGCCAUCGAUUUGUCUUACAGCCACAUCAAAAAUCUUUGGACAUCGCCUAAGUGUUUUGAAAGGUUGAAAGUGAUGAAGCUAAGGCAUUGUCAUAACCUAACAAGUACCCCCAAUUUCACAAGGAUCACAAAUCUCGAAGAACUCAUUCUUGAAGGUUGUGUGAGUUUGGUUAAAGUCCACCCGUCUUUUGGGAUGCUCAAGAAGCUUGUUGUUCUAAAUAUGAAAGAUUGCAAGUGUUUUAGGAGAUUCCCUUGCAAAGUCGAAAUGGAUUCUCUUGAAGUUGUGAAUCUUUCGGGUUGCUCAAAACUGGACAAACUUCCUAAAUUCUUUGGCACAAUCCAAACUCUGAAAGAGUUUUGUAUCAAUGGUACCGCCAUAACGGAACUUCCUUCUUUUGUAUUUUCUCAAUACAACCUUCAAGUAUUGGGAUUUGGUCGACAUGAGAAGAGGAUCCGAUCUAGAUGGUGGGCUUCAAUUUCUCAACCUUCACGGUUACCAAGUAAGAUGCAACAUCCCCAAAGUCUGGUAAUGCCUUCGUUGGCGAAUUUAUGUUUCUUACGAACAUUAAAUCUUAGCUACUGCAAUAUAUUGGAAGUGUCUGAUAGCAUUGGAGGCUUAUCAUGUCUAGAAUCUCUAUACUUGGAUGGGAACAACUUUACUAGUUUACCUGGAUGUUUGAGUCAACUUUAUCGUCUUACAUCUUUUUACCUUUUUGAUUGCGAGAAGCUGGAAAUGCUUCCAGAACUUCCACCUAACCUUCAGAUUCUUGAUGCAUCUUUUUGCACCUCCUUACAACAACAUCCACCUAGCAAUUUUAAUAUUCAAUCAUCCUUAGUCAUGUAUUUUGACGGUUGUCCAAAAUUGUUUAGGAAUGUUAGUAUUGAAAGCCAAGUUUGUAUGUGGCAGCCUCUACUUGGUCUUAACUCAUCUAUAACCUUCCACUGUUGUAGAACCCAAAUCUCUUUUUUGCUUCAGUUUAUCGAGUUCCCAAGUAACACACGUGGAAUCUUCGGUGGACAAGACGAUUACGAUUUGGAUAUACAAUAUCAUGGAAAUAGAAUUCCACAAUGGUUUAUAGAUACAAGUAUGGGAAAUCACUUACAUGUCAAUUUGCCUCCAGAUUUCUGCUACAACAAGUUGAGGGGAUUUGGAUUUUGUGUUGUUUUGACGCCGAAAAGGUCUUGUGGUCAUAAAUAUGACAACGAUACACCAAGGUAUCAUGUGGACAACUUUGAUGGGACUUCUUUGGCUUAUCGAUUGUUUUAUUGUUCCUAUGGAAUCCCUAAGUCAGAUAUCAUAUGGUUUGGUUUUGAGACUCUGGUUUCUCGUGAAUGGAAGGAGGCAAAGAAUUUUGUUACUUUUUGGUUUGAAGAUGAUGAUGAUUUUGAGGUAAAAGAAUGCGGUUUUAGACUUGUUUUUGAUGAAGAUAUAGAAGAAGAAACGAAUUUCAGUCUCAUUCAAGAGCUCCCGACUCCAACACAAGAAGGAGGUACCAUCCAAAUGUGGAGGAAUAAUCGACAUUUCUAUUGGUCGUGGUAGCUAGUCUGAAUGUAUUGUGGUGAUCCAUAUGUUAAAGCUUGGAUGUCAUUGAUUGUAAUAUAAUUUUGUCAUUUUUUCCUCCACAAUUGUAAAUUGUAUUCAGUAUCAUAACUAUGUGUAAUGAAAACU